Ogataea haglerorum is the source of this 1143-nucleotide messenger RNA. RefSeq lists its product as uncharacterized. The coding region runs from base 1 to 1143 and encodes 380 amino acids. The record is from RefSeq and is a predicted model, not a curated record. Gene Ontology annotation, cellular component: nucleus. Lineage: Eukaryota; Fungi; Ascomycota; Pichiomycetes; Pichiales; Pichiaceae. Gene Ontology annotation, molecular function: zinc ion binding. The transcript has a single exon.
AUGGACGAUACGGCCACCACCUCUGCGAUCCUGGACAUUCUCUCCUCAAUAUGCCUCUCUCCCGGACACUCCAAUGUCAAGAAACACGUCUCACCGUCCUCUUUGCGCUCGCAUCUGCCCCACGUUUCGUGUCAGUCGACUCCGAAAUCUGUGAACAAAAGGAAACUGUCAAAUUCUUCAGACCCGCUCAUACUGAACAAAUCGCCAAAAGUCAAUAGACUCGCAACAACAGACCCAUUCAACAAGAACACGCUCGAUGAGCGAAUCAACUCGUUCAAUAUUCUCAACUGGUCCAUCGAGGACGACAAACUUAAUCCUCUCGAAUGCGCGGUGAACGGCUGGCAAUGCCACAAGCGAAAAAACGAGCUGCACUGCCACUACUGCAACGCGGUGCUGCUGAUACGCCUAAACCAGCACAAAGACAAAAACAACAUCAUUACUAACUUUCUGUUUGUGGAAGACGAGGAAGCAGAGGAGCAGUUUCUUAAAGUGCGCGAACAAUUAAUCCGCUCGUAUCUCCGUCGGCUACGUACAGAUCACUAUCCAGGAUGCAUGUGGAGGAACUCCAACUUGGAUGUGGGGUUGGUCAAAAAGCAGUACCAUAUGAAGAUCAGCGAUAUGAACGACAUACUGGAGCAAUAUCAGAGUAAUCUUGAUAACCUCAUCGAUCACCAAGAGAUUAUCAUGCUGAAAAGCUAUACUACAGACGUACUUAACAAGUCGCAAAUUGAGAUCUUGCAAACGUACAACUCGACGAACCUGAUACUAUCCAUGGUGGCUCUUUUUGGAUGGGAACUGAAACAACAGAGAUUCGGAACAAAGAAUUUGGCACUUCUCAAAUGUCAUAAGUGCACGAGGCGAAUACUUCUUGGGGAAUUUGAAAACCUGGAUCACACAGAGCCGCUCAAACCAGUCAGCUAUCCGCCUGAAAUAAGCAAAGAGGACUCGGACAUCAACUUGCUCACAGAACAUGAAAACUGGUGCUGCAUGGUGACCGAAUUUAGUAACCAGAAAGGCUAUGAAGUUGUGUUGACGACCCUGCAAAGCGUGUCGCCGUCCGGUGGCCCCGAAGGUAUGGAGGUCGAGCAAGACCAUUCCUACAGUUUUGACUCCACGAUGGCGCUUCUUCGUGAGUUCAAUUAA